Messenger RNA from Pyricularia pennisetigena, 2694 nucleotides. RefSeq lists its product as uncharacterized. Gene Ontology annotation, biological process: regulation of DNA-templated transcription; DNA-templated transcription. The coding region runs from base 4 to 2694 and encodes 896 amino acids. The record is from RefSeq and is a predicted model, not a curated record. NCBI's taxonomy places the organism in Eukaryota, Fungi, Ascomycota, Sordariomycetes, Magnaporthales, Pyriculariaceae. Gene Ontology annotation, molecular function: DNA-binding transcription factor activity, RNA polymerase II-specific; zinc ion binding; DNA binding. The transcript has 7 exons.
GACAUGGAGCCGACCGAACCCAUGGAUGAGGAUUCGAAAACGACGACGACCAGCACGAGCCCGAAAGCAUCCGCCGAGUCGUCUGCCACACCUUCUUCCGGCCCAGCCACCACCUCAUCCGGGAAACAUCCUGCCCCAAGCCCGGCCGGUGCUCCGACGACGCAACAAUCUAAGCGCAAGCGAGGGCCCGGGAUCGUCACUCCAAACGCAUGCACCGAGUGCCGCAAGAAGCGCGCAAAGUGCGAUGGCCAGACGCCCUGCUCGCGAUGCAAGGCCCAAAAGGACGUUGAGUGCGUCUACGAGAUACCCGUCAGACAGUCCAAGGAGUAUUUGAGAGCCGAGAUCGAUCAGCUCCGCCGCCAGCAACGAAACAAUGAGAGCGUCUUGUCGGCCCUCGCGGUGCCUGGCCAAUGGGAGGAAGUUUUGCGGCGACUGCGCAGCGGCCAGUCUGUCGAGUCAAUAUCAGAAUGGCUUGGCGGGACCUUGCCGUCUGGCGGCGGCACCGCCCCCUCUUUCAACCGCCCUGCUGGUCCCGGUUCCGGCUUCACUCCCCUGCCUACGUUUUCCGGCUCUCACGCAAGUCUUCACGCGACAGCUCCGGCGGGCUCUCACCUGGACGGAGCCACGAGUCCUGCUUCGGCUCAUCCGGGCAGCGGGUUGCGCCAAGAUAGGGAACCAGCCAGUCCUUGGGGUGGUCAUUUCUCGGCACAAUCCGCCCCGAGUGAAUCUGCUGCAGACGCAAUGAGCUGGAGUGGUGAGCGUCGGGGCCAAUCUUCGCGAGUCGGCACCUGGGUCGAUGGUCUUGGGGACAGGGAAGCCAAGGAAAUGGGCGACCCAGAGGCUCGGGAUCGUGUGCUCCACCAAGGACUGCCGCCAAAAGUUCCCGACUCCAGGAUACCCGUUGAAACAUGGACGAGCUUGACAACCGACAUUGCGCUAGUGCAGCAUCUGCUCGCCCUCUACUUCUGCUGGGAGUACCCCACGUUUGCCUCGCUCAGCAAAGAACACUUUGUCAAAGAUUUCCAGGAGGGCCGCCCAAGGUAUUGUUCGUCUGUCUUGGUGAACGCCCUUAUGGCCCUGGGCUGUCGCUUCUCAAGCAAGCCCCAGACGCGUGCGAACCCGGACGACCCCCAUACUUCGGGUGACCACUUUUUCAAAGAGUGUCAGCGGCUUCUGUACGAGGAGCAGAACCAUCACAGCCUUACCACCAUCCAGGCGCUAGGGAUCAUGUCUAUAAGGGAGGCCAGUUGCGGGAGGGACUCGGAGAGCUGGUUUUACGCCGGGCAGAGCAUCAAGCUAGCCAUCGAGAUGGGCCUGCACAAGUUACAAGAUGGGGGCGACCGUGACGAUGCCGAGAUUGCCGUCCAAUCUGCAACCUUUUGGGGCGCCUUUGCGCUAGAUCAUGCGUGGUCGCUGGCUACCGGUUCACUGCCGCAGGUGUCGUGUUUCUUACAACUCCCCCCAAAACCCGGCAUUAUUGACGACAUUGAGGCGUCGCUCUGGAUUCCCUACACAGAAGAUGGCACGAGUCUACAAAAGUCGUUUGAACAGCCAUCCAACGUCCGGUCCGUGUACAAGUGCUUCUGUGAGCUCAGCGAGCUUGUUCAUCAGUCCCUAUACAUUCUACACUCCCCCGGCCGGCCCUUGACGGCGCGUGACCUGCUUGGCAUCUACACCGAGUUCCUCAACUGGUACGCGAACAUACCAGAAGUGCUACGGCUUGGCGCCAACUUCACACCCUCGGUGCUCUUCGCUCAUAUGUACUACCAUUUUGCCAUAUUACUCCUCUUCAGGCCACUCAUCAAGCUGCGCAUUAUCGGGUCCAGCGUUACGCCCCGCGACGUCUGUGCACAGGCAGCAGAUGCAAUUUCAGGCCUUCUACGAUCAUACUCACAACUAUAUACACUGCGACGGACACCCUCGUUUGUCCCCUACUUUGUUCUGACCUCGGCCAUCAUGCACCUCGCCAUAGGCGCAACAGCGACGACUGAUAAGGGCACACAAGAAUCACCAAGCACGGGUAACAGUUCAGGGGACACCUCACUGAACGGCUCCGACUCGGCUGUUGGAGGCCAAGCGCGAUCCAGGCCUGGCGUCGACGCAGCUAGGAUGAAUCCCAAGGUCACUGCGGCCAUCAAGCAGGGCAUAGCAGAUUUAACAGAGAUGGCACCAUGCCACCAUUUUGCCGAACAGGCACUCAACAUUCUUCGCCAUCUGGCCAAGAAGUGGAAUAUUAACGACAUCGAGGUCUACGGCAAGGAUGAGCGCGCUGUGCCGACCCCUGAGGCUGACAAUAGCGUUCUCCCGGUCACCUCAAGUCUCAACUUCUUCACCCCCAAUAUGUCGGAGCAGGAUUUCAUCUGCGAAUGGGGAAACGAUAACAGCGCUGCUGGCGGUGUCAGCUAUAUGUCGACGUCGCAGGGAGUGGACAAGGGUCUCAAUAUUGGAGCUGCAGCCUCGGCUGGGAGGAUGGCCAACCCUCUGUUCUGGCCUUUUCCCAUGCAGGCCGGUAACCGUUUGCAGCCGCGGCAAAUCGCUGCCGACGAUGCAGAUGUGCGUGCCUUCGAGAUCUUCUGCUCCAAGAACAUACCCAACAAGCUCAUGUGGAUACAGAGUUGGUUCAAGGGCAUGGAAUGGUUCCUGGAGCACCAAAUGAGCAAGGAUUAUAUGAAGCAGUUGCACGAGGCGACAUAG